GUAAUAUUCUAUGGCUUGAUUUUCAUUAUUUUGACUAUUACACACCCAUUUCUUAUCUACAAAUAGUGAUCCAAACAAUUAUGCCAACCGUUCCCAGUCUUUAUUCUUCAAAGUCCUCGGUGAUUCCUCUCUGUUAUGGACGAGAAGCAGCAGCCAAAACCCAAGGCCAAAACGACCCUCUAUCUGGGUUGCUUUGGAUUUUCCGGGAAACUGCAUGUUUCCAAGAAAAAAACAGUAAAAAUUGUACAAACUGUUCACAAGCAUAAUUGGUUUUCCCGGUCAACGACGUUUCUCUUGAAACAAUCCGGCAUCAAAACUCUUCGUGUCGACUACUCUACUAUAUCAGAGAGACUACAGACUCGAAAGACUAAUUUAAGGAAUUCAAAACCGAAGCUGAAACCCUCCGAUGAGAUCCCCUCAAAACGUAAAAAUCCGGCAGCCCAAAAUAAGAUUCCGGCAGCCCCUGAAGUUGAUACUGCUUCAGAUCAAGCUACUGAAGACAGACCUCAAGAGACGAAGCAUGGUUCUGAACAGAGCAUCAUCCUUGAAGAUGGGAAACUUUUGGAUCCUGUGAUGGAUUCUUCUAAACAGUUGUCUUUCAGCCGGAAAAUAGACUCUGCAAGAGUAAGUUCCAGCCAACCCAGUUCACCGGAGCACAGGUCCCAUGGAACCGCGGUUCUCCGAUCGACAUCUCUGCCGGCACCAAACCCGCGGGGAAAAUCACGGGUAAGUGCUAAAAGGGUUAGAAAAGAAAAUGGAGCAAUCGAUAAAAAAUUCGACCCAGUGAUUGGCAUGUCAAUUGUGAUGGUGACUCUGAUCAUAAUGUUAUUAUUGGGUCGGUUUUGUGCGAUUCUUUGUACGUGUGCAUGGUUAUAUUUCUUUCCUCGGUUAACCGCCGAGGUUAAACCGAGUCUGAAUGGAACCGUGAAAAAUGGUUUGGUUUCAAGCGAACCGGAUUUCAACUCGGAGGAGUACAAGAAGAGAGUGGUUUUGGAGGGGUUUCUCGAUAGGAACCACCGGUCUCCGUCGUGAAUUUUCAAUUUGGUUGUUGUUAGAAUGGCAUUUUGUGUAAAUUGUAGGUAGAAUAUGUCUGAAUUUAUAAGAAAAAAUAAAUAAGAAAACAAAAUUAGUCAAUUUUUUAAAAGAUCA
Messenger RNA from Hevea brasiliensis (rubber tree), 1149 nucleotides. RefSeq lists its product as uncharacterized. The transcript is spliced from 2 exons. Bases 136 to 1032 code for a protein of 298 amino acids. Lineage: Eukaryota; Viridiplantae; Streptophyta; Magnoliopsida; Malpighiales; Euphorbiaceae. The record is from RefSeq and is a predicted model, not a curated record.